Molecule: messenger RNA, 1655 nt
Organism: Malaya genurostris
Lineage: Eukaryota; Metazoa; Arthropoda; Insecta; Diptera; Culicidae
Gene: zuc
Exons: 6
Coding region: 280-1278 (332 amino acids)
Biological process (GO): piRNA processing
Cellular component (GO): mitochondrion
Molecular function (GO): RNA endonuclease activity producing 5'-phosphomonoesters, hydrolytic mechanism
Source: RefSeq, a predicted model, not a curated record
UAAAAGUCAGUUUUGUUUUCUUUUUCCACCUUAGUGUAGUGCGUGUUCUACCCAGCGAGUAAUUUUCAACCGUGUGCUGUUUCAAUUUUUUUGCAGCCUUUCCGGUGAGAAACGUUUUCCGUUUGCGAACUGGUUCUCCUGUGUCCGCGACCAUAGAUACGGUAUUCGGUGGUAAAGUGGUGCCGAAAACGUCGCGAACGUACCCGACAGUGUAAUUCUGCCUGGAAUCUGCUCCUCGUGGUUUUUUUGCGUACCGACGACUAGUAAGAAGAAAAAAUAAUGUUCUCGUCCAUUCCGCGAUGGGUUCGCGUGUCCGCUGCCGUCGUCGCGGUCGGUGUCGGUUCCGAGAUAUUGUAUGAACUGUACAUCGGUUGGAAGUCGUUCUGCAGGCGUCGCCGGGCCCGUCAACUGGCGGCCGCCCAGUGGACGGAAGUGUUUUUCGCGAACGAACGAAGCAUAAAACCGAACGAACCCGGUACGACGAUGGCCAGCUUCACAACGGAACAUGUCCGGCGGUUGGUCGGGCUACUCGAUCGGGCCCGCGUAUCGAUCAAUCUGUGUAUGUACAUCGUUACGGUCGACAGUAUCGGGGAUGCGGUGCUGCGAGCCGCGAAACGCGGUGUUCAAGUACGUGUCGUCGGAUGUUCUUCGAUGGCGUACAGUUCCGGAUCGCAGAUGACCAAACUGGUACAGGGAGGAAUCCCGGUGCGCUUCAACCGGCAGAACAGUGCCUACCUGAUGCACCACAAGUUCUGUCUGAUCGACAGCGAUUGGCUGUGCGCCCGGUGCUAUCACAGUGAAAAAGUGCGCAGAAAUGGGUUCUGCUGUGGGGCUCCGGCCACACUCGGUGCGGGUCAGUGUAGUGUUCCGGUUCCGGUUUCGGUUUCCGGUACCACCAGCCCGGAUGGCAGCAGUGCCAGUGUCAGUCCGGCCCACGCGGGCAAAGUGCAGUGCAGUGAUGAUGGUUCCCGCUGUGUUCGCUGCGAUCGUUCGCAGAAGCGGGCAGUGGAUGAGCGUAAAUUGGGUGGCGAUGCGGUGGCCGAUCCGCUUCCGCUCGGCGGUAUAGUGAUCAGUGGGUCCACCAAUUGGACCAUGCAGGCCCUCUCCAGCAAUUGGGAUAAUAUGGUGCUGACGUCGCUGCCGGAACUGGUCGUUCCAUUUCAGCUGGAAUUCCAACGGCUGUGGAAGGAGUUUUCCCGGCAGCCAUCGUUGAUCACCAGUGCGGAGGUUGCUGCGGCUGCUGCCACCGCCGGGGUGGUUAGCAAUGGCGGCCAUUAGCUAGGGUAGCUGUUGGGUUAAGGGGAGGACAAAAAAGAUCGGAGGACUUGCAUUCCAAAGGACACACUGCAUUUAAACGGAUCACACAUGGAUUACAGUAAGGGCUCCGACCGAAUCGCCGAAAACGUACCUAAAGCCAUGACGGACGACAACGACGACGAAUCAACGGAUGGACCACCGAAUAAGGUUGCCAAAGGUACACUAAGUGGAAAGAAAAUAGUAAACUAAGCCGAACGAUUUUCCCGCGGAAAUGAAACCAAAUAAUCUCACUAAGUUGACUACUGAAAUGAAUUUUGUAACAUGGAUGUAACAUUUCGCUGUAAAGCUGUAAAAAUCCUCUUAAAUUUGAACCAUUGAAUAAAGUAAUUUGAAGAAUA